AUGGCGUCCCCGGCGCUGGCGGCGGCGCUGGCGGCGGCGGCGGGCCCCAACGUGAGCGGCGUCGGCGAGGGGGGCAGCGGCGGGGCCGCCAACGCCUCGGGGGCUGCCUGGGGGCCGCCCCCGGGCCAGUACUCGGCGGGCGCCGUGGCGGGGCUAGCGGCCGUGGUGGGCUUCCUCAUCGUCUUCACCGUGGUGGGCAACGUGCUGGUGGUGAUCGCUGUGCUGACCAGCCGCGCGCUGCGUGCGCCGCAGAACCUCUUCCUGGUGUCACUGGCCUCGGCUGACAUCCUGGUGGCCACGCUGGUCAUGCCCUUCUCGCUGGCCAAUGAGCUCAUGGCCUACUGGUACUUCGGGCAGGUGUGGUGCGGCGUGUACCUGGCGCUCGACGUGCUCUUCUGCACCUCGUCCAUUGUGCACCUGUGCGCCAUCAGCCUGGACCGCUACUGGUCCGUGACGCAGGCUGUCGAGUACAACCUGAAGCGCACACCGCGCCGCGUCAAGGCCACCAUCGUAGCCGUGUGGCUCAUCUCGGCCGUCAUCUCCUUCCCGCCGCUCGUCUCCCUCUACCGCCAGCCCGACGGCGCCGCCUACCCGCAGUGUGGCCUCAAUGACGAGACCUGGUACAUCUUGUCCUCCUGCAUCGGCUCCUUCUUCGCGCCCUGCCUCAUCAUGGGCCUGGUCUACGCGCGCAUCUACCGUGUGGCCAAGCUGCGCACGCGCACGCUUAGCGAGAAGCGCGAGCCCGCGGGCCCCGACGGCGCGUCCCCGACCACGGAGAACGGGCUUGGCGCGGGAGAAAACGGGCACUGCGCGACCUCGCGCCGCCCGCGCGCCGAUGUGGAGCCGGAGGACAGCAGCGUGGCGUCCGAGAGGAGGCGGCGCCGAGGCGCGCUGCGGCGGGGCGGGCGGAGGCGCGCGAGCGGCGAGGGGGCCGCGGACGGCGAGGGGGCGGGGCCCGGGACGGGGACGGCCGAGCCGGGCGCGAUGGCCGCUGCGAGGUCCCCGGCCCCUAGCUGGCGCCUGUCGCGCGCCAGCUCGCGUUCCGUCGAGUUCUUCCUGUCGCGCCGGCGCCGGGCGCGCAGCAGCGUGUGCCGCCGCAAGGUGGCCCAGGCGCGCGAGAAGCGCUUCACCUUCGUGCUGGCGGUGGUCAUGGGCGUGUUUGUGCUCUGCUGGUUCCCUUUCUUCUUCAGCUACAGCCUGUAUGGCAUCUGCCGCGAAGCCUGCCAGGUGCCCGGCCCGCUCUUCAAGUUCUUCUUCUGGAUCGGCUACUGCAACAGCUCGCUCAACCCGGUCAUCUACACCGUCUUCAAUCAGGACUUCCGGCGCUCUUUCAAGCACAUCCUCUUCCGACGGAGGAGAAAGGGCUUCAGGCAGUGA
This is a messenger RNA of Mesoplodon densirostris (Blainville's beaked whale), 1377 nucleotides long. It is a transcript of the gene ADRA2C, whose product is annotated as adrenoceptor alpha 2C. Gene Ontology annotation, molecular function: alpha2-adrenergic receptor activity. The record is from RefSeq and is a predicted model, not a curated record. Lineage: Eukaryota; Metazoa; Chordata; Mammalia; Artiodactyla; Ziphiidae. Gene Ontology annotation, biological process: adenylate cyclase-activating adrenergic receptor signaling pathway; regulation of vasoconstriction; platelet activation. The transcript has a single exon. Bases 1 to 1377 code for a protein of 458 amino acids. Gene Ontology annotation, cellular component: membrane.